AUUAUCAGUCAUCAAGUCCUGAUAUCAAACAAGCUUCCUGACGUUGUCCAAGUUAGCAACAGUUGACGAGGACUGUACAUGUAGAUCUGACAAUAGGAACAGGGGGAUUCUUACAGUGUCAUAAUACCACACUUUUUGGCAUAAUCGAUUAAUGCACAACAUAAGGAUUUGAUAAAUAAAUUGAAGGGAUUAUGGGGAUAUAACUGUAUAUUACUAGUACUGCAUUUCAAAGACAUUUUACAAAAUACAGAACAGUUCAAUAUUCAAGAUGGGUUGGAUUAUGGAACGAAUCCAAAGAGUGCAAGAUGCACUCUCCAACAUAACAUCUAGGAAAAAUGCCACAUGCGAUGCUCCAAAAACAAUGAAAUCUGAAAAUGAUCCCACAGUGUACUCAAAAUUCAUUGAUGGUGAUGAAUACAUAAAUGGAAUGAAGGUGAUCAAACGACUUGAUGGUGGUCUUGUAGUUGUUGAAAAUGAAGCUGGACAACAAAACUUGUUCAGACUUGCUACAGAGGAGUUACCUUCCCAGAGUGCUGAACCCGAUCUCCUAUUGUCUAAGCUUGAUAAAAAGGGGAAAGCAAUUGAUGAUGAUUGUGUGAGCUGUAAGGUGAUUGGGAGUGUUGUACCUCCUGCGGCUGGGCUGUACACCCUCUGGUUCUGGCGUAAGAAGGUGCCUGGAAUGAAAGGCUACAAUAAAAUCUGCUACACUGGUCUAUGCUUUUCAAUGAUAGCAUUGUCAAUCAGUAUUGGGGUCUGCAGGAUGUUUGAUCUGGGGCCAUUCAAAAAGGACUUUGAGCCAACAAGGGAAAACAUUUUAGACUCUGUGAAAAGUGAUUUAAAUCAGAUAAAAUCAUUUGUAAAUAGAAAGACAGAUUAA
This is a messenger RNA of Owenia fusiformis, 877 nucleotides long. Lineage: Eukaryota; Metazoa; Annelida; Polychaeta; Sabellida; Oweniidae. The record is from the annotation of a GenBank genome assembly.